CCCUUUGGUCACCUAUAUAUAGUACUAACUCAAAACACAUAUUACUCAUUCCAGCAGCCUUUGUUACCUCUGAUCAAAGCAGCUGCCUGAUCAAACCAUACAUAUAUAUAUAUAUAUAGAUAGAUAGAUAGAUAGAUAUGAAUCCAGUUAUGGAAUGGUCAUGGGGAAUAGCUCUGGCAGUGGCAGUGCUUGCACUUGCUUAUCUCCUGCAAGCAGCAGCCUGGCUUAGGCGGAACAAGAAGAACAGCAGAUUGCCUCCAGGUCCAAAACCUCUCCCAAUUCUGGGUCAUUUUCACUUGCUGGGGAAGCUUCCGCACCAAGACCUGCACCGGCUGGCCCAGGAAUAUGGCCCCAUCAUGUACCUGCGCUUCGGCUUCGUCCCCAACAUCGUCGUCUCGUCUCCGGAAGCCGCCGAGCAGUUCCUCAAGACCCACGACAUUGUCUUCGCCAGCAGGCCGCCUCACGAGGCAGCCAGGUACAUAUCCUACGACCAAAGGAACAUGUCCUUCGCCCCAUACGGCCCCUUUUGGCGAGACAUGCGAAAGCUUUGCACCUUGCAGUUGCUCAGCGCCCACAAGAUCGCGUCUUUUCGAUCCAUGAGGAAGGAGGAGCUUGACAUUUUGAUCGACAAAAUCAAGCAUGCGGCUCAGGAUCGCAUUACAGUCGAUCUGAGCGCUAGCGUCUCAUCCAUGAGUGCGGAUAUGAGCUGUCGGAUGGUGUUCGGGAAGAAGUACGAGGAGGAGGAGUUCGACGAGAAGGGGUUCAAAGCUGUGAUUCAAGAGGCAAUGAGGUUGGCAGCUCUUCCAAACAUUGGUGACUACUAUCCCUACAUUGGGAAGCUUGAUCUGCAAGGGCUAAAUCGGCGGAUGAAGGAUGUAAGCAAGGUGUUUGAUGGAUUCUUCGAGAAGAUCAUAGACGAGCAUGUUCAAGCUGGGAGCCGAUCAGAGCAGAACAAGGAUUUUGUUGACAUCUUGCUAGCCUUCAUGGAAUCUGAACAUGCUGAGUUCCCUAUUGAUCGUCGCCACGUCAAAUCGGUGAUGUUGGACAUGCUGGCAGGCUCCAUGGACACUUCAGCAACAGCAAUUGAUUGGAUCCUCUCAGAACUCCUGAGGCAUCCGCGAGUGAUGAUGAAAGUCCAGGAUGAGCUUCAACAACUGGUGGGCAUGGAGAGAAUGGUGGAAGAAUCCGACUUAGACAAGUUGGAGUACUUGGACAUGGUGGUGAAGGAAGCCUUCAGGCUGCAUCCGGUGGCGCCGCUGCUGAUCCCACACGAAGCCACCCAGGACUGCACCAUCAACGGCUACCACAUACCGCAAAAGGCCCGACUCACCAUCAACGUAUGGGCAAUUGGUAGGGACCCAAAUGCGUGGACUGAUCCGGAGAAGUUUGUGCCCGAGAGAUUUGAAGGGAGUUCAAUCGAUCUACGGGGCCGAGACUUCCAGCUGCUGCCGUUCGGGGCGGGCCGAAGAGGCUGCCCGGGGCUGCAGCUGGGACUGUUGAUGUCCAAGCUGGUGGUAGCGCAGCUGGUGCAUUGCUUUGAUUGGAAGCUGCCAGAUGAUGCGCUGCCCACGGAUCUGGACAUGACUGAAGAGUUUGGUCUGGUUACCAUCAGGGCCAAGCAUCUGCUGGCUAUUCCCACCUGCCGCCUUCACAAAUAAUUCAUCAACCUCAAGUCUCACUUAACGAGCUUUUCGGAGUUUUCGAGGUUAACCAUGUCUCUGCUUCUGCCUUAAAAUCUAGCACGACGACCACGCAGAUUAAACGACUUACAUGCUGCUCACUAUAAAUGUAGAAGGGUAAAGAUAUCAUACAUCACCAUCUUAGCACAGAAAAUAUAUAUAUCAGGCACGAUAGCAUAACAAUGCGAGUUACUCUGCUACUUUUUGCAGCUUUUCUACAAGAAGUAAAGAAACAAUAUUAUUUUCAUUUCUUGUUUGGUAAUUGGUAUCGCUCGUUC
Molecule: messenger RNA, 1957 nt
Organism: Diospyros lotus (date-plum)
Lineage: Eukaryota; Viridiplantae; Streptophyta; Magnoliopsida; Ericales; Ebenaceae
Product: cytochrome P450 71AU50-like
Exons: 2
Coding region: 138-1658 (506 amino acids)
Molecular function (GO): heme binding; oxidoreductase activity, acting on paired donors, with incorporation or reduction of molecular oxygen; monooxygenase activity
Source: RefSeq, a predicted model, not a curated record